Pocillopora damicornis (cauliflower coral) is the source of this 3383-nucleotide messenger RNA. RefSeq lists its product as uncharacterized. The record is from RefSeq and is a predicted model, not a curated record. NCBI's taxonomy places the organism in Eukaryota, Metazoa, Cnidaria, Anthozoa, Scleractinia, Pocilloporidae.
AUGCAGGAUUUAAAGGGAUUGUCAUCGAUUUGCAUUAACUUCUUUCACAAGUCAGUCAAGGACUGGUUGGUUGAGGAGUCUGCUUCGAGGCAAAAGAAGUUUAUUGUUAGCGGAAAAAAAUGUCAUCGCAUCAUUUCAAAGCUUUGCAGAGAUGAACUAGAUGAAUUGAAACUUAAAGGGAUCCAGAGUUCAACACUGAAACAGACGUCGAGGUAUGCCUUGCAGCAUGGUGUUCAGCAUAUACUUGAGGUAGAAGAGAAUGCUCGUCCAUGUAGCCUGGACGACAUUGUAAAGAAUUAUGUCUUGGACCUAGAAUUGGUCUAUGCAAAGCUAAUUGUGAAGAGUACAGCAGCCAUUGAAGAUGUUCUUUGCGUACAAGAGAAGGAAAAUACAAAUGGUCUGUCAAAGAAUUGCAGAGAAGCCCUUGAGACGUUAUUGUUGCUGUCGCGGAAGCAUUUAAGUACUCUUUCAAAACUUCCUUAUGCCAUCUUUCAAAUUUUGUUGAAUGAAGGAGGACCUGAACUGUCUGCGGAGGCAUUAAGCUUGCUAAACACCAAGUAUGCGGACUUACCAUAUAUGGAAUAUUUGCGAAAGAAGGAGGAAAGAACAGAUGUUCUACUGCAGUUUGUUGCUUCAGAUGAGGUGAUCUCCUUUGAUGUCUCACCAAAUCAGGACUACCUGGUAUGCGAGUGUGGGAAUGAGACAAUUCAUCUGUGGUCGCUCCGUACUGGCCAGCUAAUGUGGACACACUCUGUGCUGUUAUCUGGUAGAAACACUCGUUUUGGGCGGUACGCAAUGACACGUUUUUUUAUAAAAUUUUUCCGGUCAGUAGUUUUCCAUCCAACCUUAGACCUGAUCUUACAAGGGACUCUGUGUUGGGGUUAUACCUUGGUCGGAGACGUGAAACCUCUUUUCCGUUCGAGCGAGUGCCGGUUCAAAGUUUGUUCAAUAUCUGGUGACAAAAGCACGAUGCUGACUGACUGUCUGGACCAGUGGAAUUGCGUCAUCCAGUGGAGUCUAAAAGAUGGAAGUGAAAGUAGUCGUUUUACACACAAAUGCAAAAUUUUAUCUUUUGCUUGGUCUGCUAGUGGAAGACGGAUGGUGAUCCUGGAUUCUGACAAGUGCGCAUACCUCAUUGACAUGAAUGAUGGAGUUGAGACUCUAAUAUGUGCUUCAGUCUCGUCACGAUAUGUUAAGUUAACUCCUGACUGCCGGUUUUUUUUCUGUUUACUUUGGGAUGAACGUCAUCGGUAUCCGAAGCCCAAGCUUUUUUGUUUAGAUAUUGACAGGAACACUAAGUCAAUGUAUAGUUUAUGUUGCAUUUUUGGGACGAGUUCUUACCAGUACGCCUCGGAAUUUGAAACUUGCAAUGAGAGUGGUUUCCUAUCAGGAGAUCCCUUUUGGUAUCCAUCUGGAGGAAUAUUAUUAUCUGUGGAUUUUGCACUUGUACUAGAAAAGCAGAUGUUACUAAGAGUUUCCCUUCACAGUGAAGUGAUUGAAAUGUGUCGCCUUAAUGACGUAAGGGAGUGGAGAGGUGAGAGUAGCGAUGAAGCGGGACUAAGCAUAGAACCCGGUGACAUUACGACAGAGAGAACCGAAAAUAACGAUCUAACGGAACAUAACCUACCAGAAAUCAGCCAUAUGCUGGAACAGAAAGCUGAAAUCGAUGUUCUGUCAGGACAGAGAGCUGAAGUUGCUGAUCCAUCAGAACAGAGAGCUGAACUCGGUGGCCUAGUUGAACAGACAAUGGAACGUAACAACUCUACGGAAAAGAGAGAUGAACUUGAUGACUUUGUGGGAGAACGAACGGAAUUUAAUGACCCACCAGAAAAGAGGUUCAAACUCGAUGAAACCUCAGAACGAUUGGAAACUGAUCCAUACCUCAUUGACAUGAAUGAUGGAGUUGAGACUCUAAUAUGUCCUUCAGUCUGGUUACCAUAUGUUAAGUUAACUCCUGACUGCCGGUUUUUUUUCUGUUUACUUUCGGAUGAGGAUGAACAUGAUUGGGAUUCGGAACCCAAGCUUUUUUGUUUAGAUAUUGACAGGAACACUAAGUCAACACAUAGUUUGGAUUGCAUUUUUGGGACGAGUUCCUACCAGUACGCCUCGGAAUUUGAAACUUGCAAUGAGAGUGGUUUCUUACUUGGAGAUCCCUUUUGGUUUUCGGAUACAAAAGGAUUCCCACCUGGGGAUUUUGCACUUGUACUAGAAAAGCAGAUGUUACUAAGAGUUUCCCCUCACAGUAAAGUGAUUGAAAUGUGUCGCCUUAAUGACGUAAGGGAGUGGAGAUGUGAGAGUGGCGAUGAAGCGGGACAAAGCAUAGAACCCAGUGACAUUACGACAGAGAGAGCCGAAAAUAACGAUUUAACGGAACAUAACCUACCAGAAAUCAACAAUAUGCCGGAAAACGGUUUUGUUCAAAUUGAUUACUUUGAAUCAGCAGUUAGGGUUUAUUUCUCUGUUGAUGGUGACUCUCUUUAUACUGUGACAGGUGGAGGGAUCCAGACAAUAAAUCCUGUGGCUGGCGAUGUUUUAAGUGAAAGGAUUAGAAAAAAGGAAUGUAUGAUUCUUGCACGGUCUGUACGUGUUGUGCCCGUCAAAAGAGGUGUCCUAUUUCAAACAAAUAGAGGCUCGCUUGAGUUGUGGAACUCUGAGUUGUCUGUUUGCAUGAAAAGGUGGACUGUGUUUCCUAUCUAUGAUGUUGUACCCUUAUCAGAGGAACGAGUCGCCUUGGCAACGGAGAAUGACUUUGAUGAGAGACAGGAAGUCACCAUUCUAGAUACAACGAGUGAAAAAAUUGUGUCAAAGAUUUCAAAUUUUGAAGGUGAAUUUUUGGCAUGUAAUAAUAAAUGGGAAGUGCUAACCACCACUGAUGGAGAGUCACUGCAGCUGUGGCGUGAAAACCGAGUGCUUUGGGAAACUUCAAAUAUGUUCAUUCCAUUUGGCCUUCCAAGUGCUAUUUUUUCUCCUACUGAAGAAAACGUCGUCACUUGUGGUGUAACUGGCUCUUACGUCCUCGACGCAGUUUCGGGAAAAGUGAUUCGUCAAUUGGAGAACAUGGAUUUAGGUGAUAUUAAGUUUAUCAGUAACGAGGACUGCAUUGUGGGCUUGAAUGAUUCAAGAGGUUUCUGUCUUCGAUUAUACAACGUUAAAUCUGGUGAUCUCCUCAGUGAAAUUGUAGAAGAACGACUAUUUCAAAGUUUUGCAGUUUGUCCUCGUAAGCGCUUGGUCGCAAUUUGCUUUAGACACUCCGAGGACCCUUUUGAAAUCAUUCAAGCGAAGCUGCCAGGCGAUAAAGAAAAGACAAACAUCGAAAGGUCAGUUGAAACAAAGUUUAUUUGAAGACAGAAAAAGACUAAUGUGGAUAAUAAUAUAAUGUCAAU